AUGGUCUUGACCGAUGUUCUUAAACGAUGGCAAGUGAUUAAUGGCAAGGAAGCCUACCUAUGUACAGGAACAGACGAGCAUGGCAUGAAAAUCCAACAAGCAGCUUCAAGGGAGGGUAUUUUACCCAAAGAGUUGUGCGACAAUAACUCGGAGAAAUUCAGGAGUCUUGCUGAAGCUGCCAAUAUUGAUCACGACUUCUUUAUCCGAACUACUGAUCAAGACCAUAAAGAUGUUGUUCAGCAAUUCUGGCUUCUUCUCAAGGCUCGUGCUCCUGAAGGUUUGGGCUUGUACAAGGGAAAGCAUGAGGGCUGGUACUGUGUUAGUGAUGAAUGCUUCUACCCAGAGGAUCUGGUUGAACCUAGUGUUGUGCCGCAAACUGGUCGUAAGAUCAUGGCUAGCACUGAGACAGGAAACGAAGUCGAGUGGAUUUCUGAGCAGACGUGGUUCUUUCCUUUGUCCAAGUACAAAGACAAGCUACUCAAGUUCUACGACGAAAACCCCGAUUGGAUCCAACCAGCUCAUCGCAUGAACGAAGUACGACACUGGGUUGAGAACAAACUUGAGGAUCUUUCAGUUACUCGCCCAACAGCAAGAUUGAACUGGGGAAUCAGAGAUCCUGAAGAUCCAACCAGCACCAUCUACGUUUGGGUAGAUGCUCUCGUCAAUUACCUCACCAAAGCCGGAUAUGGCUCCAAGUGGCAGGUUGACGAUGCUGACAUGGGUCCUUGGCCAGCAGAUGUCCACGUCGUCGGCAAGGACAUUAUUCGAUUCCACGCAGUAUACUGGCCUGCUCUUCUCAUGGCUGCUGGUAUCCCUCUACCAAAGAAGAUUCUCUGCCACAACCAUUGGACCAUGUCCAAUCGCAAGAUGUCCAAGUCGCUCGGAAACGUCGUUAACCCCUUCUCCGCCGUGCAGAAGUGGGAUCUUGACCCUUUACGAUACUUUCUCAUGCGAAACGGCAGUCUAAAGGGUGACAUGAGCUAUUCAAACGAGUCUAUCAUGGCCAUCUACGAAAAAGAGCUUCAGGCUAAUAUUGGAAACUUGUUCAACCGCAUUUCUCGCAAUAAGAACUUUGCAUGGUCGACCAAGGGCUCUGUUGAAGCUGCUCGGGAUGGCAAAUUCGAAAACCUUGAGAGCACUGUGCUUCAAGGGACUGAACCCGAUUUUAUGAGUCUUGAAUCAACGUUGGAAAACGCACCAGAGACUAUCCGACGUGAUAUGGACGAGAUUAACUUGAGUAACGCGCUACGGGGUAUCUUUGAGCUUCUUAGAGAGGCGAACCGCCUCCUUUCUGACACCGAGCCUUGGAAGAUGGUCAAAGACACAGACCCUAAUGCUCGAACUCGUAUUGACUGGGUCAUCUUCCGAUGCGCUGAAGCUGUACGAAUUGCCGGCAUUCUUCUCCAGCCAAUUAUGCCUACCAAGGCUCAGAAGCUGCUAGACGGUCUAGGCGUCAAGGCAGAGCGACGCACCAUCGAAUUCGCCCGCAAGGACGCUGAUCUCGAAUAUGGCACACCAGCUCUACCAACAAAGGGCGCCAAACCCGAUGCUUUUGCGACUCUUUUCCCUCCUGUUGCAGCCGUUGAAGAACCUACCACUCCAAUCAAAGCACCAAAGAGCAAGACCAAGAAUCGGUUAGGGAAAGUGGCGAGCGCCUUGGCUCAAGAGGCCAAAGAUGGUAAACAAGAGGAUUCCGAAGAAAAGAAAUGA
Molecule: messenger RNA, 1710 nt
Organism: Fusarium coffeatum
Lineage: Eukaryota; Fungi; Ascomycota; Sordariomycetes; Hypocreales; Nectriaceae
Exons: 2
Coding region: 1-1710 (569 amino acids)
Biological process (GO): methionyl-tRNA aminoacylation
Molecular function (GO): methionine-tRNA ligase activity; ATP binding
Source: RefSeq, a predicted model, not a curated record